Molecule: messenger RNA, 4060 nt
Organism: Lytechinus pictus (painted urchin)
Lineage: Eukaryota; Metazoa; Echinodermata; Echinoidea; Temnopleuroida; Toxopneustidae
Product: putative aldolase class 2 protein PA3430
Exons: 6
Coding region: 373-1305 (310 amino acids)
Cellular component (GO): cytoskeleton
Molecular function (GO): actin filament binding
Source: RefSeq, a predicted model, not a curated record
GAUUUUAAUAACCAGAUUUGAAACGUGUAGUCGUGUACAGCUGACAUACACGCCCACUGAAUAAUGACAAUACAAUAAAAACAAAUGCUGUGCAUGAAUUAAAUACCUAUUGAUUAGGCCUAUAUAAUUAUAUUUGUAGCCUAAUCCAUUCAAAAUAAUGAGCAUUUUGAACAAUGCGAUAGUGUUUUGUUAGAUCAGUUACAUUGUAUGCUGUACUUUGAUGUCAAGUAUCAGUUUACGCUAUUCAACACAACUACUCGGGUCUACAUCUACUGUACAUGUAGUUCGAAGCAUUUAUGAGCCAAAGUCUACAUGUAUUGUACAUCAUAAUAGUUCAAUGCAAUAGGGACAUCUGCACAUGAACCUGACAUCAUGGCUGCCAAAAUCCUUCAAAAAGCGACAUCCGCAAUCCUACAGAGAGCAUCGUUUGCAAGUUUAAGCGGAAGUACUUGUGCUGCAAACUAUCAGAAACAAGCAAGUUGGUUGCUUUCAAGAUGGCAAUCAUCGGUCUCCAAUCCAAACACAAAGAGUGCUCCCAUGGACCAGGCAACACGAGAAAAGGCUAACUACGAAGCAAGGGUGGAGCUUGCACUGGCAUACAGAGCCGUUCAUCACUACGAUUUAGGAGAGGGUAUCUGCAAUCAUCUCACAAUGAGGGCCCCAGGAAGGACCACCGAUGAUGACGUCAUGCUGGUCGUGCCUUAUGGGUUACCAUGGCAAAAAGUGACGGCGUCUUCUCUGAUCGGCCUAGAUUUCAAGACAGGUGAAAAGGUUGAAGGGGAGGGCGUGGUCCUGGAGAGUGCCGUCUGCAUCCACAUCCCAAUUCAUGAGGCCAGAUAUGACAAACACGGGACCAUCGCAGUCAUGCAUACACACCAACCUUACGUAACGGCUUUGGCUUGCCUUGACGAACCAGCUCCAUUUGACGAAACUAUGUGUCAGAACAGUAUGCGAUUCUCGGGUCGGAUUGCCUAUGAUUUCGACUACGAAGUGCUAGCUUACGAGAUGGAGGAAGGGGACAGAUUAGCUGGGGCAUUGGGAGAUCGUGAUAUCUUGAUAAUGGGCCAGCAUGGUCUUUUGACGGCUGGGAAGAGAGUCUGCGAUGCGUUCGAUGCUCUGUACUACAUGGAAAGGGCUGCCCAAGUUCAGGUGCUGGUUCGGUCGACAGGUGCCAAGAGUCGAUCAUCACCGCCUCAUGUCGUCAAGGAGAUAGCAUCUCACGACUGUUACCCAUACAACGCCAUCACACAUUUCGAAAGCAUGUAUAAACUACUGGAAGAUGAGAAACCAAACUUUAGAGAAUGAGGUGGCCGCCUAAAGCACUCUCCUUCCUCGGUCCUGCCUGAUCAAUCAAGGAGCGGUAACAUUCUAUAUUAUGCACAUAAUAUGGUGUUAAUCGGUUUUCAUCAUUAUAGUGGACUAUACCCGUCAUUUUACACCAGUCGUUUUACACCAGUGUUAAAUCUACAGUGUUAGUUUGUUCAACACCUACAGGCGUUAUCACAACACAUUUGGGUGUUCACUUUAACACCUUUCGGAGUUGUAUUCUCUACAACUCUAGGGUGUAAUUUAACACCUAUAAGGGUGUGGUCCUCUAUAGGGACACCAACUGGGUCCCGUUGCAUAAAAGUUACCAUCAUGGUAACUUUCAUGGAUUCCUUGAUUUUGAUUGGCUAUUGAUCAUCGUUACCAUGGUAGUUUCCAUUGGCUUGCAAAGAUAACAAUAGUAAUUUUUAUGCAACGGGGCCCAGGUGUCGGUCUUGAUGCCUUGGUUUUUACAUCGCGAAUUGUAUUAUGAUCUAUAACAUCUGACUCAAAACGUGCGAUCGUGAGGAUGAUUAUAAAGUGAUAAAGGGAUUUGUCUGUGCCAGGUAUCAUUCAAAUCUCUGCCUUCAUUAUUGAUUCGUCUAAAUAUCGAAUUCAAAAUAAUGAUAAUUACUCGAUUUUAAAUCCUCCCAAAGUUCCGCAGCGACCUUUCUAAUCUACUUUCAAAAAUUUACGUGUGAAUAAUUAUUACAUUCGUGAAUUUUCUACAUGAAUACCUACAUAAAUUCCUUAAAUACCCAAACCUGAUCAGAACAGUCUUGUUAUAAUCCAGGGAUAAUAGUGUGCAUCGAUUAAAAAUAUUGGAUUUACACGUACAUGUUGCAUGGCUUAUUAGUAUUUCACCAUGUUCUAGCAUUUCAUUUACAUAAUAUUCCAAUGAGUGACUAUAAUCACUGUUAAUGGAACGAAAUAUGACAAUAGAUCGAUUGGUAUAGCGAGAACUUGAAGAACAAACGAUUAAAAACUGGAGUUUCAUGAAAGGACCUGUCAGACGUUUUACGAGAUGUGCUUCUUCUUUUCGUGUCUCAUUUCUCGUGUUUUCUACAUUAUAAUUUAUGGAAUCAAUCUAUUGAUUUUUUAAAUAUGUAUCUUAAAGUUAUUGGCAAUUUACUUCAAUUUUCAUGUACCAUUUUUUGUUAUGUUUUAUAUUGUAUCAUGUAACUGUUCAUUUGACAAAUGAGAAAUAAAAACGCUUGAACUAAACUGAACUGAAUAAAAAAAAAAGUUGUCAGACCUGACAACUUGUCUGGCAGACGAAAAAUCUUGAUGAAAAGCUGUCGGUUUCUUUUCUUUUAUUAUCAAGUUUUAUCCGACAGUUAUCAUAGUAGCCAUAGAAACACUAUGACAUCUGUGCUUCUCAGCCAAUCAAAAUCAAGGAAUUACGGAAAGUUGUCAGAACAGCAAACGGUAAAGUGUCAUGAGUGUUGUUGAAACAUUCUCAUGGAGAACGCGUGCUAAUUAGGCUAUUGCCUGUAAUAAUUAUGAAUAUAUCUCUAUGGUAAUGACAUAAUAGUCCAUACAAUCUAGGCCUAUAAAAUGACCCAAAUUCAAGAUUAAAAAUGAGCUCAUUGUUUAAGUUUGAUUUUUUACAUUGUGCAAUGCAUACUUUGUCACCGUUCAUUGUGGAUAUGGAAAUAUAAUGAAAAAUGUUGAAUAUGAUUAUGGAGUGAUAUCAGUUUAUAACGUUCAUUCCAUCUGCAAAAAAAAUAAACAACCUUUAAUGUGCAUUGUGUAAAUGUUAUAGAUUGUGUGUGUGAAUUGAAUUGAAUUGGUUUACAAAUAACAUAUUGCUACAAUAAAUGUGAUCUUGCCAUUAGUGUACAUAAUAAAAGAUCAAAAGGGCAUGUAUCUCCUCAAUCCAAUAAAGUCAAUAUUAUUUAGCAAAGACAUCAUUAUAAGGUGCAGAAGGGCUCAUUAAAAAACAGUUGUACCCUCAAACUCUCAAAGAGAAACUUCCAGUGUGGCGCCGGUUUAAACAGGUUUGUGGCCGUAUUCUGAAAUCGGGUUUAGCUAAGGCCAUCAUGCGGUAUAACUCUGUGAUAAAAUUAUGGAAAGUCGAAAAUGUCAAAAAUGUGUUAAAAUUGCUUGUUAUUUAUGCUCACUGCAUGUGCUUUUUCAUCAUGCCAUCAUGGCCAUGGUGGCGUGGAAUACUUUAAUCCCAAGUAGUUGAUUAUUUUGAGUGUCAAAUUGGUUGAUAAAUAUCACAAAUCUCUAAUAGUCAUUAUUGACUAUUAGAGAUUUGUGACACAAUAUUCCUUAGACCAUAAUUUUGGACCAGACUCUAAAUGCAUGAAACCCGCGAUCAGAAUACGGGCCUUAGUGUAUUAUGAUUCAAAUUAUUUUCAUGAAUUUUGUUAGGGGCUGACAUGUUUUUAAAUCGCAUUUCCUUAUAAUGACAGCCCUUUUGCAAAUAUAAAGUGUUGAAUGAACUAUAAUUAUUUUCUAUUAUUAUUAUUUUGCAUCUACUCAAUAUUAUAUGCCUUCCUUAUAUCAUUAAUUUUAUCAUUGAAAUGUAUAUUUUUUAUAUUGAAUAUAUAGUAUACUGUGAAAAUUUUGUAUCAUUUAUGAAUGACAGAAAAAUAAAACAACCAUUUGUGUGUUGGUGUUUGUAUCAUUCCAAAGAAUCUCGUGUUGUUUGUGCUUCUUGACACAGAUGGCGCUGUCCAUCGAUCCAAUUUUUGACAAUCCUAUUUGUUUUAUUGCGAUUAAAUUGCUAUGAUUGAUCAGCUCCAUG